Coregonus clupeaformis (lake whitefish) is the source of this 7771-nucleotide messenger RNA. Its product is annotated as neurogenic locus notch homolog protein 2-like. The transcript is spliced from 34 exons. Lineage: Eukaryota; Metazoa; Chordata; Actinopteri; Salmoniformes; Salmonidae. Gene Ontology annotation, biological process: Notch signaling pathway; regulation of developmental process; cellular response to tumor cell. The record is from RefSeq and is a predicted model, not a curated record. The coding region runs from base 211 to 7689 and encodes 2492 amino acids. Gene Ontology annotation, cellular component: plasma membrane; signaling receptor complex. Gene Ontology annotation, molecular function: signaling receptor activity; protein binding; calcium ion binding.
GUGAGACGAGAGAAGUGAGGAAAGUGACAACGGUGCUGAAACAAAAACGAAUAUUUUAAAGUAAAAACAGCCGUAUAGGAAACGAGGGCCUUUAUUAUUUUAACUCAGUAAUAGUAUUGUUCUUGGCGACACAUUUUGAAGUUUAGUUCACCUAACCCGAGACAGAGCUCAGCCUCGCGCUGGCGACUCUAUGUGGAUUUUACAGAAAAUAUGGGCCAAUUACCCGUUUUCUCUUCGGGCAAAGUAUUAGUCAUCGUCGUCUGCUGCGUUCGACUUUCUUUGGCUCUCCAGUGUCUUGAUGCUGUUAAGCCGUGUGUGAACAAUGCUACGUGUGCCACCUUCACCAACGGGACAGGAUACUGCAGGUGUGCCGCAGGCUUCCUAGGUGAUUACUGCCAUCACAAAGACCCGUGUCACCCUGGUUACUGUCUGAAUGGGGGGAAUUGCUCUGUGGCUGUGUCGGGCAUUCCGGGCAGCCCUACCUGCUCCUGUCCCCUGGGCUACACUGGGCAGCACUGCCAGACCCCCCAGAACUCCACCUGCUACCCCAACAACCCAUGUGCCAACCGAGGGGUCUGCACCCUGCUCUCCCUCGACAAGUACAAGUGCCGGUGUGCCCACGGAUGGACAGGCAUGCGCUGUAAUCGUGAGGACAGCUGUCUGUCAGGACCCUGUGCUAACGGAGGCACCUGCAGCUCUCUGUCUGGGGGAAAGUUCAGCUGUACCUGUCCUCCAGGCUACUGGGGUCCCCGCUGCCUCAACGACACUGAUGAGUGUGCUGCCUCCACCCCGGUGUGUCAGAACGAAGGGGUGUGUGUCAACACCCCUGGCUCCUACAGGUGUAACUGCGCCCCCGGGUUCACUGGCCGCCAAUGUGAGACCCCCUACAUCCCCUGCUCCCCCUCGCCCUGCCUCAACGGGGGCACAUGUCGCCCAACCUCUGAGACCAGCUACUGGUGCCACUGCCUGCCAGGCUUCAAUGGGACUAACUGUGAGAACAACAUUGACGACUGCCCCGACCAUCACUGCCAAAAUGGAGGGACCUGCAUGGACGGUGUCAAUACCUACAACUGCCAAUGCCCCCCGGAAUGGACUGGUCAGUUCUGUACCGAGGAUGUGGAUGAGUGUCGCCUGCAGCCCAACACAUGUCAGAACGGGGGUACCUGCAGCAACAUCCAGGGCAGCUACACCUGUGUGUGUGUCAACGGCUGGAGUGGCCUGGACUGCUCUGAGAACAUAGAUGACUGUGCUACGGCUGCCUGCACCAAGGGCUCCACCUGUAUCGACCGUGUGGCAUCCUUCCUUUGUGUCUGCCCCUAUGGAAAAACUGGUUUGCUGUGCCACGUGAACGAUGCCUGCAUCAGUAGCCCGUGCCGGGACGGGGCGCAGUGCGACACCAACCCCAUCAACGGCAUGUUCAACUGCAACUGUGCCCCCGGCUACAUAGGAAGCACCUGCAAUGACGACAUCAACGAGUGCAUCAUAGGUUUCCCCUCAGGUCCAAACCCCUGUGAGCACGGAGGAUUGUGUGUGAACACAGACGGCUCGUUCACAUGUAACUGUGCAAGAGGUUAUGGUGGGCCGCGCUGUGAGACAGACAUCAAUGAGUGUGUGUCCAGCCCUUGCCAGAACGACGGCACCUGUCUGGACCGCAUAGGAGACUACAGCUGCAUCUGUAUGGAAGGAUUUGAGGGAACACACUGUGAGAUUGACAUCAAUGAGUGUGCAAGCUCUCCAUGUCUGAACCAAGGGACCUGUCUAGAUCAAGUCAAACGUUACGUCUGCCAGUGCCCUCUAGGAUUCAGUGGGGAGAUGUGUCAGAUCGACAUUGACGAGUGUUCCAGCACACCAUGCCUCAACGGGGCCAAGUGUAUCGACCGUCCCAACGGCUACGAGUGUGAAUGUGCUGAAGGCUUCUCAGGGCCGUUGUGUAAGGAGAACAUAGAUGACUGUGACCCGGAGCCCUGUCACCACGGGGUGUGUCGUGACGGCAUCGCCACCUUCUCCUGUGACUGUGACCCGGGCUACACCGGCUCCAUCUGCAACGUCCAGGUCAUGGAGUGCUACAGCAACCCCUGCCAGAACCGUGGACGCUGCAUCGACCUGGUCAACAAGUACCAGUGCAACUGUCUGCCUGGCACCUCGGGGGUGAACUGUGAGAUCAAUGUUGAUGACUGCGCCAGUAACCCCUGUGAAUAUGGAGAGUGCCAGGACGGGAUCAACAAGUACAAGUGUGUCUGUGCUCCAGGAUACACAGGUGCAAAAUGUAACGUGGACAUCCAUGAGUGUAAUUCCAGCCCGUGUAUGAGUGGGGGUACGUGUGUGGACAAGGUAAACGGCUUCAUCUGCCAGUGCCCCCCUGGCACCCACGGCCCCCUGUGCCACUCUGGCACCGACCACUGUGCUCCCCAGCCCUGUGUACACGGAGACUGUGUAGAGCAGCAGAGCGGGUACCACUGUGAGUGUGAGUCUGGCUGGGUGGGGCAACACUGUGACCAGGAGAAGGAUGAGUGCCAGUCCAGCCCCUGCCAGCACAGUGGCACCUGUGUGGACAGACUCAACGGAUACUCUUGCCAGUGUCGCCCCGGAUUCACAGGUGUGAACUGCGAAGUCAACAUAGAUGAGUGUGCAUCAAACCCGUGUGAGAACCAUGGUACCUGUGUGGACGGAGUCAACAGCUACAGCUGCCAGUGUGAUCCUCCGUACUCCGGAAAACACUGUGAGGAGGAGUUGGUUCCCUGUGCGUCUCAUCCAUGUGAGAGGGGAGGUGUGUGUCAGCCAACCCCAGACUACACCUCUUACACCUGUAAAUGUCCCAGCGGCUGGCAAGGCUUCCGCUGCACUGAGGAUGUGGAUGAGUGCAGGAAGAACCCGUGUCAGAACAGGGCCCGUUGCAUCAACAGCCAGGGUAGCUACGUGUGCAAGUGUCAACCAGGCUACAGCGGCCUCAACUGCCAAACCAACAUUGAUGACUGCUCCCCCAACCCGUGUCUGAACGGCGGUUCCUGUGUGGACGAAGUGGGAGGGUUCUCCUGUGACUGCCGGCCAGGGUUUGGUGGUGAGCACUGUGAGGCAGAAGUGGAUGAGUGUGCCAGUCAGCCGUGCCGGAAUGGAGCUGUGUGCCGGGACUACGUCAACAGCUUUGUCUGUGUGUGCCGACCAGGUUUCGACGGAAUCCUCUGUGAACACAACAUCCCAGAAUGCACUGAGAGUUCCUGUCUGAAUAACGGGACCUGUGUUGAUGACAUCAACACCUUCUCGUGUCGUUGUCGUCCUGGUUUCUACGGGACCUUCUGUCAGUAUGAGCAGAAUGAGUGUGACUCUCAGCCCUGUAAGAACGGAGGAACCUGCACUGAUGGCCUGGGCUCCUACCACUGCACCUGCCCUGUAGGCUACAAUGGACAGAACUGCCAGAACUUUGUGAACCUGUGUAGCCAGCCACUGUGCCAGAAUGGAGGGUCCUGUUCCCAGUCAGAGACCACCUGGUUGUGUCACUGUCCUGUGGGCUGGACUGGCAUGUACUGUGAUGUCCCCAACAUGUCAUGUCAGGACUAUGCUGCUCGGAACGGUAUCCAAGUGGAGUUAGUGUGUAAGCACUCGGGUCGCUGCGUGGACGUGGGUAAUGCCCACCAGUGUCAGUGCCUGCCUGGUUACACAGGCAGCUACUGUAACGAGAUGGUGGACGAGUGCCUUUCCAACCCCUGCCGCAACGGGGCCACCUGCAUGGACUACCAGGGCACAUAUGAGUGUAUGUGCAAGGCUGGCUACCAGGGGGUGAACUGUGAAUAUGACGUGGAUGAGUGUCACUCUAAUCCUUGUCACCACGGAGGAACCUGCAUCAACCUCAUCAACCACUUCUCCUGCGCCUGCCCACCUGGCACACAUGGUGUUCAGUGUGAGGUGAAUGUGGACGACUGUGCUCCCAAGCGUGGCUCCUGGGGGCCUCGCUGUCUGAACGGGGGCCAGUGUGUGGACGGAGUGGGCCGCUACACCUGCUCCUGCCCCCCUGGCUUCGCUGGGGAGCACUGUGAGGGGGACGUCAACGAGUGUCUCUCUGGACCCUGCCACUCUCCUGGUAGCCUGGACUGUGUGCAGCUGGCCAAUGACUACCAGUGCCGCUGUCGCCUGGGCUACACAGGACGCCACUGUGAGUCCAUGGUGGACCUGUGCCAGUCGAAGCCGUGCCAUAACAGUGGCACCUGCUCCAUGAACAUGAGCUCAGUACAUGGAUACACAUGCAUCUGUCAACCAGGCUUCACUGGCUUCAACUGUGGAGAGGUGGAGGGCUACAACUGUGCCAAGCUGCGUUGCAAGAACGGCGGGCACUGCCAGGAGUCUCAGGGUGGUCGUCCACACUGCCGUUGCCAGCCAGGCUUCAGUGGGCCGCACUGCGAGACCGUCCAGGGCUGCCAGAACCAGCCCUGUCUGAACGGAGGCAACUGUAUGAAGGACCUAAACGACCCCUACCAGUACAGCUGUCACUGCCCAUCCCACUUCUCAGGCAGGCACUGUGAGAAUGUCAUCUUCGGUCCGUCCCCCCGCACCCCCGCCUCCUGCCCCUACGUAGAGUGUGAGCAGCAUUCCGGGGAUAAGGUGUGUGACCCGCAGUGCAACAGCCAUGAGUGCCAAUGGGACGGAGGGGACUGUUCUCUACAUUGGCACCGGCCAUGGGUCAACUGCACCGCCCCUGUGCCCUGCUGGGAGCUGUUCCGCAACGGCCGCUGUGACCCCGAGUGUGACAACUCUGGCUGCCUCUUCGACAGCUUUGAGUGUCAGGAGAGCGCACAGUCUUACUGCAAAUAUGAUAACUACUGUGCGGACCACUAUGCCAACAAGAUCUGUGACAAGAGCUGUAACACGAAGGCAUGUGUCUGGGACGGCCUGGACUGCUCUGGGGACACCCCUGCUAAGGUCGCUGACGGCACGCUGGUGAUCGUAGUGUUACUGCAGCCUGAGGAGCUGCUGGGAGACGUGAGAGGCUUCCUGCGCUCCCUGGGAACCCUGCUGCAUACCAACCUCCGGGUCAAAAUGGACGCUCAGCAGAAACCUAUGGUGUAUCCGUACUACGGCCUGGAGCAAGACAACGCCAAUGAAGGACAGCCUUCUACGAUGAAGCGUAGAGGCAAACGGGAGCUAGACAAGGAGGUUAUCGGGUCUAAGGUGUACCUGGAGAUCGAUAACCGUAAGUGUGCUCAGAGCUCCGUGGACUGCUUCUCCAGCACAGAUCUGGCUGCAUCCUUCAUUGCUGCCGAGUACCUGAAGUCUGCGCUGCCCUACCCUGUGGUCUCUGUCAACAGUGACCCUACGGAACCCCAUAAGCCCCCGUUCCUGCUGUACCUGGCUGUGGGAGCAGCCGUCAUCAUCCUGCUCAUCCUGGUGCUGGGCGUGAUGGCCGCCAAGAGGAAACGCAAACACGGUGUCCUCUGGCUCCCCGAUGGCUUCCUGGCCAAGAAGGACGACAAGAGGAGAGAACCCGUGGGCCAGGACGACUUCGGCAUGAAGAACUUCAAGACCCAGGAUGGAGGGAUGAUGGACGGAGGCCAGAGCCAGAGGUGGAUGGAAGAGGAGGCUCCGCCAAAGAAACCGAGGACUGAGGACAAGCCCCUGCUGCCCAUGGGUGUGGAUGGAGGAGUGGACAGACGGGAGUGGACCCUGCAGCACCACAAGGCUGCUGACAUCUCUCUCACUCCACCACAGACUGAUCUGGAGGCAGACUGCCUGGAUGUCAAUGUCAAAGGACCAGAUGGCUUCACCCCCCUGAUGCUGGCCUCUCUACGAAACGGAGGGGCGUCUGAUUGCGGCCUGCAGGCGGAGGAGGAGGAGGAGAGCGGGGGAGACGAGCCGGGACCCAACGCCAUCUCAGACCUCAUCACCCAGGGUGCAACACUCAUGGCCCAGACGGACCGCACCGGGGAGACGGCACUCCACCUGGCCGCUCGCUACGCCCGGGCCGACGCCGCCAAGAGGCUGCUGGAUGCCGGGGCAGACGCCAACGCUCACGACAACAUGGGUCGCACCCCUCUCCAUGCUGCUGUGGCAGCUGAUGCCCAGGGAGUGUUCCAGAUCCUGAUCCGUAACCGGGCCACGGAGUUGGAUGCCAGGAUGAACGAUGGCACCACACCUCUGAUCCUGGCUGCCAGGCUGGCUGUGGAGGGCAUGGUGGAGGAACUGGUGCAUUGCCACGCUGACAUCAACGCUGUCGACGACCACGGUAAAUCUGCUCUGCACUGGGCAGCUGCUGUGAACAACGUGGAGGCCACUCUGGUGCUGCUAAAGAAUGGAGCCAACAGAGACAUGCAGGACAACAAGGAGGAGACCCCGUUGUUCCUGGCAGCCAGAGAGGGUAGUUUUGAGGCGGCCCAGGUUCUGCUGGACCACUGCUCUAAUAGGGACAUCACAGACCACCUGGACCGGCUGCCCCGCGACACCGCACAGGAGCGCAUGCACCACGACAUCGUACGUCUGCUCGACCAGUACAACCUGGUCCACAGCCCUCACAACAACCACAUGGGUGGGGGACACUCCUCCCUGGUCUGUGGAGGCAACGGCGCUGGCUACAUGGGCAUGCGCCCCGGACCCCAGGGCAAGAAGAGCAGGCGCAAGGUUGGAGGGGUGGGUGGGGCCACAGCAAAAGAGCUGAAAGACAUGAAGGCCAAGCGUAGGAAGAAGCCAACAGGAGGAGAAGGGCCUGCAGUGGGAGGAGCCAGUGGCAACGGCACUAAAGCUGCAGGAGGGCUGUCAGAGAGCUCAGUCACCAUGUCCCCUGUUGACUCCCUGGAGUCUCCACACUCAUACACAGGAGAUGCUGCCGGGGCCUCCAAAACGACCAACUCUCCUCCUCUCCUGGGCUGCCCCUCCUCCGGGCCUCUGCUGCCCCCAGUCAGCCACAUGCUGGGCCAGCAGCAUAGCUGGGUGGGCCUGAAGCAUGGCUACGGUGGCCACAUGUUCAGCCUCCUCCCCCAGCAGAUGGGCAACGGCCAUCCUGGCAUGUCCCAGCACCACGGCCAAGGCCUGCUCACCCCUAUGAAUGUCACCAUGAGCCGCGAGCAGCUUCCUCCCAUUGUCACCUUCCAGAUGAUGGCGCCGGGGAGCGGGCAGGCCCUGCUGAAGCAGCCCCAGCCUGGGCAGGUGCAGUCACAGAGGCAAAACCAGGGCCAGCCCCAAUCUCAGCAGGGCCCUACUCAUCUGCACUGCACCCAUGGCAUGAUGUACCAGAUGCCCAACGUGGGCCUCCAGCACAGCCUGUCUCACAGCCUCCCUCACCCCCACUCGCACGACCUGGCCCACGGCCACGGCAUGGUGCAGGAUGGCCAGUCCCGCCAACAGCUCCCUCCCUAUCAGGCAAUGCAGAGCCCCGUGGAUAAGUACCCAACCCCUCCCUCUCAGCACAGCUACGCCACGGCUAGCUCGGAGGGCACCACCCCGGGGCACCCGGCUCACCCGCCCAGCGAGCACCCUUACCUCACCCCCUCCCCUGAGUCCCCUGACCCCUGGUCCUCCUCCUCCCCCCACUCCAACUCAGACUGGUCUGACGUCACCACCAGCCCCACCCCCCUGGGGAACCCCCAUGCACUGCCUCCUCUCCGCCACACACACAUUCCGGAGCAGGUGCAGCUGCAACCGCAGUCCCAGCAGACACAACAGAACCCCCAGCAGCCUCAGCGUGGCAACAUGCAGGUGUUUGCAUAGACAAGAGGACUCUCUUAAAGCGCCCAACUCUUAAAUGUUUUGUUGAUCUUUGUAGUUACAACACUUAAACUCUUAUCCAUCA